Penicillium longicatenatum is the source of this 957-nucleotide messenger RNA. Its product is annotated as putative short chain dehydrogenase/reductase. Gene Ontology annotation, molecular function: oxidoreductase activity. NCBI's taxonomy places the organism in Eukaryota, Fungi, Ascomycota, Eurotiomycetes, Eurotiales, Aspergillaceae. The coding region runs from base 1 to 957 and encodes 318 amino acids. The record is from RefSeq and is a predicted model, not a curated record. The transcript has a single exon. Gene Ontology annotation, cellular component: endoplasmic reticulum.
AUGCCACCAGAUUGGACCAAUACCCUCGCCUAUAUCGGCCUUGCAGCCGUAGCGUAUACAACUUACAAGUUCACCCGCCAAGCAACAGUCUACCUCCUCCCUUCGACCUUAACGAAAACCCACAACCCAUCCGGACAAAACUGGGCCCUAGUCACAGGCGCCACAGAUGGAAUCGGCUUCGGAUUCUGUCAGGAACUCUGCGCACGCGGGUUCAACGUGAUAUUGCACGGCCGGAACGCCUCGAAGCUUGAACAACGCGCACGUGAGCUAGAAGCCGAGUUCCCAAACUGCAAGACGGAGAUUGUAGUUUUGGACGUUGUGGGCGUGACAUCUGCUGCCAUUGACUCUGUUGCGAAUCAAGUACGCGCGAUCACUGAAAAACAAGGGGGUGAUCUGAGUGUUUUGGUGAAUAAUGUUGGCGGGGAGGUAAAGCCGUAUACGCUAUUAGAUGGGUAUACAUUUGACGAGGCGGCGAAGACCGUCGAUAUGAAUGCGGGAUUCAUGCUACAGAUUACACGGGCUUUAUUGCCGUUGCUUUGUGAGGAGACGAGGGGUCUUGUGUUGAAUGUUUCGUCAAUUUCGGCGAUGGGGAUGCCUUAUAUUAGUGUCUAUUCUGCGUCGAAGGGAUUUGUGGAUACUUUGACGCGGGCGCUGGAGGCGGAGGUUUAUGCUGAGGGUCGGAAUGUUGAUAUCAUGGGAUUGCGCGUAGGACAGGUGCGCACAGCUGGUUUCGGCGUUACGAGAGGGUUGUUUAUUCCCAAUGGGCGUACAUUGGCAUCGGCAGCGUUGAAUCGCGUUGGAUGUGGACAGGUGAUCGUAUGGGCGUAUUUCUGGCAUUGGGUGCAGGGUCUCUCUGUUGAUCUAUUGCCACGGUCGAUGAUGAUGAAGAUUACGACGAUGAAGAUUAAGUCACUGAAGCAGCUAGAGCACAGGGGCGAGAAAGCGAAGAGCACAUAG